GAACUACAUUUUCCACAAGAUUGUCAGUUACGCACUUCCGUGGUUCAUUGCGUAUUUCCUGUAUUGGUUGGCAGGAGGAAAGGCAGUAGGCAACAACGGAGUGUGUUUAUUGAGUUGGAUCAAGAAGUACUCGAUGAACAAUUUGGAUAUCUGUUUCGGGGCGUUUCAUCAUGAAGAAACAGGACACACAAGAGUCGUCCACGCAGGGCAGUGAUGCAGCACCUGGCACGGGAGAGAUGGAGGCAAGCAAGGUUACAGAGACCAGUAGCCCAAAAGAGCAAGAGCAGGACAUGCCUUCACGAGCUGAUGGGGCUGAAAGCGCAGUGGCUGCCGUUUCCAACACAGCAAAGUCUGCAGCCGUCCCCACGGUCCCACCUGUAGCAGACCCUGUACCAGUCUCCACUGUAGCAGACCCUGUACCAGUCUCCACUGUAGCGGACCCUGUACCAGUCUCCACUGUAGCGGACCCUGUACCAGUCUCCACUGUAGCAGACCCUGUACCAGUCUCCACUGUAGCAGACCCUGUACCAGUCUCCACUGUAGCGGACCCUGUACCAGUCUCCACUGUAGCAGACCCUGUACCAGUCUCCACUGUAGCAGACCCUGUACCAGUCUCCACUGUAGCAGACCCUGUACCAGUCUCCACUGUAGCGGACCCUGUACCAGUCUCCACUGUAGCGGACCCUGUACCAGUCUCCACUGUAGAGGACCCAGUACCAGUCUCCACUGUAGCAGACCCUGUACCCCUCCCGGUCUCCACUAUAGAGGAGGGGGUGUCGUCUCAGUGUGACAUGGCUGAGGAGCUGAGCCGCCAGCUGGAGGACAUCCUCAACACCUACUGCCUGGAGGACAACGGGGAGGACGGGGUUAACCUGCCCCACGGCCAAUCAUACUGCCCCGUGCUCAACGGCCUGGCCAAUGAGAAGGAGUUGGAUGCCAAGCCGGACGAGGUCAAAGUGAACGCCGGCGGAGUGGAGAAAGUGAAGAUUCAAGAGAAGAAGAAGGUGAAAGGGCUGGGUAAAGAGAUCACCCUGCUGAUGCAGACCCUGAAUACUCUGAGUACUCCAGAGGAGAAACUGACAGGCCUCUGUAAGAAGUAUGCUGAACUGCUGGAGGAGCGGCGGAACAAUCAGAAGCUAAUGCGGGUCUUGCAGAAGAAACAGUCUCAGCUGGUGCAGGAGACGGACCACCUGAGGAACGAACACAGCAAGACCAUCCUGGCACGCAGCAAACUGGAGUCGCUCUGUCGGGAGCUGCAGAGACACAACCGCACACUCAAGGACGACGGGACGCAGCGUGCACGUGUGGAGGAGGAGAAGAGGAAGGAAGUGACGUCACACUUCCAGGUGACUCUGUAUGACAUCCAGGCCCAGAUGGAGCAGCAUGACGAGAGGAAUGCCAGUCUGAGGCUGGAGAACUCUGAGCUGGCAGAGAAGCUCAAGAAACUCAUCCAACAGUACGAACUACGAGAGGAGCACAUUGACAAGGUGUUUAAGCAUAAGGAACUGCAACAACAGUUGGUGGAUGCUAAGCUACACCAGGCUCAGGGUUUGCUCAUAGAGUCAGAGGACCGCCAUCACAGAGAGAAGGACUUUCUGCUGAAGGAAGCGGCAGAGUCUCAGAGGAUGUGUGAGCUCAUGAAGCAGCAGGAGGUGCAUCUCAAACAACAGCUGUCCUUAUACACAGAGAAGUUUGAGGAUUUCCAGACGACUCUGUCCAAGAGCAACGAGGUGUUCACCACAUUCAAACAGGAGAUGGAGAAGAUGACGAAGAAGAUCAAGAAGCUGGAGAAGGAGACGACCAUGUAUCGUUCCAGGUGGGAGAGCAGCAACAAGGCCCUGCUGAACAUGGCUGAGGAGAAAACUGUGCAGGAGCGUGAGUUUGACAGCCUCCAGGGGAAGGUAGGGAGGCUGGAGAAGCUCUGUCGGGCAUUGCAGAACGAACGCAACGAACUCAGCAAGAAGGUACAGGGCCUUAGCGCCGGCCCCGAGGACGACCCCAGCCCAGGAGAUGAAUCCAACUCCCUCCCCCCCAUAGACUCCCAGGAGCCCAGCCCAGACACCACCACCCCUAGUUCCUCCACACCCUGCUGCCACUUCAGCCCAGAGUUGGCCACUGAGAACCAGGCCUGUGCAGCCUCCCUCACUGCCCAGGAAUGAAACCUCUCGUCUGGGCAACAACGCUCCCACUCUCCUCUUCACCAACCAACUUCCAGCCUGCAAGCCAAGCCACUACUAACAUAGGGGUUAAGAGUGUGGGUCUGUGUAAUUCCCUCAAGAAUAAGAUGAAGUUGUCCCCUAACCACAGAUCUAGAAUCAGUUUCCAUUUGGUCCAUCCUAACUAAAACCCAAUAGGGCGGUGCAAGAGAACCUGAUCCUGGAUUUGUAUUCGGGGAUCAGCGUCUACUUACUCUGGUUUCCCCCUGGAGAGUUGAAGGUGAUGUCAGUCAGGGGAGAUUGUGCCGCCUUGAAGGUUCUUAUCCUGCGUUUUUUAUUUGUCCUUUCCUUUGAGAAGUCCUGUACGCAAUAUUCAUGUAAAUCACAAGCUAAGGAAAAUCUGCACCCCAAUUUGCACCCUAUUCCCUAAAUAGCGCCCUAUAUUUCACCAGAACCAUAUGGGAAUAGACUGUCACAAUUGGCACCCUAUUCCCUAAAUAGUGCCCUAUAUUUCACCAGAACCAUAUGGGAAUAGUCUGCGCCCCAAUUGGCACCCUAUUCCCUAUAUAGUGCCCUAUAUUUCACCAGAACCAUAUGGGAAUAGCCUGUCACAAUUUGCACCCUAUUCCCAAAAUAGUGUCCUAUAUUUCACCAGAACCCUAGAUGUUGGACCACAAGAGUAUUUAGUAUGUGUGUACGUGUCUCCAUCGGUCUUUCUUUUGUGUGUGUGUGUGUGUGUGUGUGUGUGUGUGUGUGUGUGUGUGUGUGUGUGUGUGUGUGUGUGUGUGUGGCAUACAGAGAUACAGUGAAGCAGCAGAUGUCUGGCCACAGUUGGACUUCAACCCAGAGCAUGUAGGGAUCAUCACCUUUUCAGUUCAAAGAUCAGUGUGUAUAUCUCUAGGUUGGAGAUGUCACUUUUUUUCAUUCUGUUCUAGAUAUCAUUGUUUAUCCUAGAACCAGAGGUCCAGAGCGUUAAUGGAUUAUGUACGUAUUCUGUAGGAAUCUUGUGCAAUCGGUGGAUCUACAGAAAGUACUCUAACCAAGGGGUGUGUAAUGUCUCGGAACCAACAGGAAGCUAAUAGGGCAAACCAGGGAAGGGACUAAACUGAACUUGUCCAAUAUGAAACGCGUUUUCCAUUGCAAAAUGUUUCACUACAGUGUGCACUACUGAAUACACCCCAAGAAUAGAGGGAAUAGCCUUGUGUUUUGGUUUGUUUAUUUUUUUAUUUAACCUUUAUUUAACCAGGCAAGUCAGUUAAGAACACAUUCUUAUUUUCAAUGACGGCCUAGGAACAGUGGGUUAACUGCCAGUUCAGGGGCAGAACGACAGAUUUGUACCUUGUCAGCUCGGGGGUUUGAACUCACAACCUUCCGGUUACUAGUCCAACGCUCUAACCACUAGGCUACCCUGAGUUUGUAGACUGUUUUUGAUAUGUUAUUUUAACACAUGUGUAUCUAAUGGAGAAUCACCACUAUAUAUAGAUAUCAGUCAACAAUUUUUUUAUGAUUUGUUAACUAAUUGAGAUUUUUUUUUUUCGUCAUCAUUCCCACAAUAUGCAUGUAUCCAUUCCACACUCUCAUAUUCCUUGUUUUCCAAUGUCAUUCUACAACAUUUGAUCCGAUGGAAUGUUUUUUUCAUGCUGCCUUUCCUUGUUAUCAUGAGCCAUGUAUAUGUUUAAUAUGUAAGAUUCCAUUAACCACUAAAACAGAUAUUGAAAUGUACUGACCAAGGUUGGCUACCAAUAAUGAAUGCCUGUGUGUGGGUGAGUGUACGUAUGUUAGCAAGAUUUGUUGAAUCACAACUCGGAUAGUUUGAUUUGUUAAUCAGGUGCAAGUAAUAAAAUAUUUUAACUGAUC
Molecule: messenger RNA, 4013 nt
Organism: Oncorhynchus kisutch (coho salmon)
Lineage: Eukaryota; Metazoa; Chordata; Actinopteri; Salmoniformes; Salmonidae
Product: alpha-taxilin
Exons: 12
Coding region: 171-2159 (662 amino acids)
Molecular function (GO): syntaxin binding
Source: RefSeq, a predicted model, not a curated record